Artibeus jamaicensis (Jamaican fruit-eating bat) is the source of this 2245-nucleotide messenger RNA. RefSeq names its product post-GPI attachment to proteins 2 (gene PGAP2). Lineage: Eukaryota; Metazoa; Chordata; Mammalia; Chiroptera; Phyllostomidae. Bases 412 to 1416 code for a protein of 334 amino acids. The record is from RefSeq and is a predicted model, not a curated record. The transcript is spliced from 10 exons. Gene Ontology annotation, biological process: GPI anchor biosynthetic process. Gene Ontology annotation, cellular component: Golgi membrane; endoplasmic reticulum membrane.
UUCUACCCUCACCUUGGCCAGUCCGUGGGAGGUGAAGGGGAAGGCACCCCCUUGGUCCUUCCUCCCUUCACUUCCUGGCCAGACCAAGUACGGAGCUCGGGGCCCUCCUGGGAAGUCCGACUGUUCGUGUAGCUUGCGUGCAGCUGCUGGGAGGCCUGAAAACCUGGCCUUCUUGCCUAGCUUGGAGCAGAAGCCUGACAUUACAAAGGAAGGGUUGAACAUGGUUUAGAAACUAGACCUAGUGACUGAGAGUCCCACACAAAAUAGCAGGGAACUGUGCUCAGAAAGCCUAUUAGGAUUACCACUCCACCACCACCACCUCCUGGGACAUCAAUGCAAAAUCGAAAUGGGCUCUGCCCAAAGGAAGAGUAGAGUUUGCUGAGAUGGAGGAAAAGAAGCAUUCCAAGCCAGAUGAACAGGGAAAAUAAAGAUGUGGGACCAGGAAAGAGCUCAAGACAGGGAACAAGGGCCAGAAGCAGGCAUCUGUGGGUUGGAGCUAAACAAAGAGGAUGGCACGAAGCCCCAAGGACAGGGCGCCCUCUCCUGAUCAAAGGCGGGAACAGCUCUGGCCCACAGUUUCCGGGGUGGACCUCACUGGAUCUCAAUACCUGUGAUGGUUCGCAGUGGAGAGGCACCACUUCCUACAGGAUGUUCUCUGCAGCCUUCCAGCCCUUGGACCCUGAUGGGACUGUCUUCCGGCUUCGCUUCACGGCCAUGCUCUGGUGGGUCAUCACUUUCCCUGUGUUCGGCUUCUUCUUCUGCAUCAUCUGGUCCCUGGUGUUCCACUUUGAGUACACGGUGGCUACUGACUGUGGGGUGCCCAAUUACCUGCCUUCGGUGAGCUCAGCCAUCGGUGGGGAGGUGCCCCAGCGCUAUGUGUGGCGCUUCUGCAUCGGCCUGCACUCUGCACCCCGCUUCUUGGUGGCCUUCGCCUACUGGAACCACUACCUCAGCUGCACCUCCUCGUGUCCUAGCUACCGACUGCUUUGCUGCCUCAACUUCAGCCUCAACGUCAUCGAGAACCUCGCACUGCUAGUGCUCACCUAUGUCUCCUCUUCCGAGGACUUCACUGUCCACGAAAAUGCUUUCAUUGUAUUCAUUGCCACAUCCCUCAGUCACAUGCUCCUCACCUGCAUUAUCUGGCGGCUGACCAAGAAGCACACAGUAAGUCAGGAGGAUCACAAGUCCUACAGCUGGAAACAGCGGCUCUUCAUCAUCAACUUCGUCUCCUUCUUCUCGGCGCUGUUUGUCUACUUUCGGCACAACAUGUAUUGUGAGACUGGAGUGUACACCAUCUUUGCCAUCCUGGAGUACACUGUUGUCCUAACCAACAUGGCAUUCCACAUGACAGCCUGGUGGGACUUCGGGAACAAGGAGCUUCUCAUUACCUCCCAGCCUGAGGAAAAGCGAUUCUAAACCCUCUUCUCCUGCUUGGGCGGGGGUCGGGGGCACUGCCCAGAAACUAGAAAUGAAAUACCACUCUGGCCUUUCCCACCUCCUGUGUCCUCUCUGGGCCCUACUGAAGCUGGGAAAGGGGAGAAGGAAGAGGCAUAGGACAUGGAUUUACCCAGCCCUACAGCACCUCCUUCUUCCCAACCCAUGUGAAGGCACAGGAACCUCUAAGUAGCACCACCCUUACCCAAGAGGCCCCAAGAAACUGAGCUGGCAGGAGAGCUCCACCAUCUGGUGCUAAAAAAAGUCCUGAGGUUCAUAACCACCAUCCGGUUCUUGGCCUUAACAUAGCUGCCUCUCUUUGAGGUCAGGGACCACUGAGCAGUGGCUGCCACCUGAAAACCACAGUCAUUCUCUUCACGUGGCUGUUCACUUGAUCAAUAUGUCUAAUAACCUACUCUGCACAUCCAGGCUCACGGCCACAGUUCCCUGCUAAGGUUGCCCAGAUGGUCUAGUCCUGACUUCAUUUCUGAUGAUGCGGGGUGGGCAGGUGUGAUUUCCAAGGGCUCUGCCAGUGUGUGCUUCUGGCACCACCUUGUGGAGGUGGUGGUCUGCACCUGAAAGCUGAGCUGCUCCAGAGAACACACUGGCACAGCACACACUUCUCUUUCCUUAUGGAAAUCUGACUGACAGACUGACUCUUCCUUGGCAAAAGUGUAGGGUGGAGUCAGAGGCACAGAUUCCUAUCCCCCAAGUAGUGCCCCCUCACCAACCUCUGUACUAUCCCAGGCCCUGAACUCUUUUGAUUGUACAUUCUAUUUUAAAGGAAAAUAAUAAAAAAAAAAAUUUUUGG